AAUUGCAAGAUGGCGAACCGACCAAUCUUAUGAUUGUUGAUGUGGGCGAGGAGAAGCAACCGAAGCUUGCGGGGUCAGAGACACUAACCCGCUCAUCUUCUUCGGAUCGUGUCGUGCGUGCUUCCUUCGUUUUCGUUGGCCCCGCGUUGCUUCCCUCUUCCAUGUCCAUACUGCUGCUCUGCUUCCGUUGCUCGGUCCGGAAUGCCGCAUGAAAAGAACUCGCCGCCGCCGGAACACGAGGAAGAGGAAGAGUCACAGCAGACACAGCCGCUACGACAACAGGGCUUUCCGCCUCACAAGGUUGCCCGCGUCUCAUCAGAUGAAGUGACUAUGGCGGCGUCGUCGUCACUGAUGCUGGGUUUGGGACUUGGGCUAGGGAGAGGGCCAGGAGCUGCCAAACCGGUCUUCACCUUCAUGCAGCUGCAAGAGCUGGAGCAUCAGGCCCUUAUCUACAAAUACAUGGCGGCCGGCCUACCCGUCCCCGUCCACCUCGUCCUCCCUAUCUGGAAGAGCGUCGCCGCCUCCUCCUUCGGCGCCUACGUCUAUCCCUCCUUGACGGGCUACGGUAGCUUGUGCUUGGACUACCGCAACAGCAUGGAGCCGGAGCCGGGACGGUGCCGGAGGACCGACGGCAAGAAGUGGCGGUGCUCCAGAGACGUCGUCCCCGACCAGAAAUACUGCGAGCGACACAUGCACCGGGGCCGCAACCGUUCAAGAAAGCCCGUGGAAGCAGGAGCUGCCGGUGGCGGAGACACGACCUCCACCGUCGUUCCCACGCCACAACACCACAGCAACAGCAGCAGCACCCAACUAUCCAUCUUGAUCCCACCGAACGGACGCCAGCUGCUGCCCACGACGGCCGGCGGCGGCGGCGGCGGCGGCCCUGUGUCUCAGCCGGAGCUGGGCAUUCUCCACAAUGGCACUGCUUGUAAAACCGCGACCCCUUGAGGCUUUUCUGCAAGACCUUCUGCUCUCUUUAAUUUCUGCAAUCUGUGGCUUCUUGUCUGAUCUCUCGGUUAGAUUUGGCUGUCGGAGAAGACACCGCAGGCGGACACGCUGGUGCGCAGCGACAGCAGAUAUAGAAACCCAGGGUCCCAUGAACCAUAGUUCAUUAGAACCCACCACCGUUUCAUUCUUUCUCCUCUCUAGGUAAGUGGGUGGGUGGUAGCUUCGUCUCCGUUCUCGUGGGCACAGGCAGUGAGAGACAGCUCAGUGGUAUGGCCUGCCAUGGUGAAUCAAUUCUUCCCAGCUCUGACAUGUCAGGGCGGUGGUGCAGCCUUAUUUUGUAUAUGAAAUUGUUCUGUACUGACAGCUUUGGUAUACGACGACCCCAUGUGGGGGUGCAAUAUGUACACGAGCACUGUUGUCGUUAAUGCUGCACGCUUCACCGUUUGAAAUGGAAGAAGAUGCCUUCUGGGAAA
Molecule: messenger RNA, 1421 nt
Organism: Musa acuminata subsp. malaccensis (wild Malaysian banana)
Lineage: Eukaryota; Viridiplantae; Streptophyta; Magnoliopsida; Zingiberales; Musaceae
Product: growth-regulating factor 10-like
Biological process (GO): DNA-templated transcription; developmental process; regulation of DNA-templated transcription
Cellular component (GO): nucleus
Molecular function (GO): ATP binding
Source: RefSeq, a predicted model, not a curated record